Molecule: messenger RNA, 3626 nt
Organism: Orbicella faveolata
Lineage: Eukaryota; Metazoa; Cnidaria; Anthozoa; Scleractinia; Merulinidae
Product: GPI-anchor transamidase component GPAA1-like
Biological process (GO): attachment of GPI anchor to protein
Cellular component (GO): membrane; GPI-anchor transamidase complex
Source: RefSeq, a predicted model, not a curated record
CUUAGAUAGAGCCUGGAUAUGAGGAUUGUUAAAGAUGGCGGAAAAUCUGGGAACUUUUUGGCGUAUUUCUGUAGCUUAGUUUCGGAGUGUGAGGAGGUGAAGCCACAGUAUAAAUUAAUAGCCAGUCUACCUGUGUAGUUCUAUUGUGUGAGAAGAAAUGGGUCUGUUGUCAGAUGUCCAUGGCAGGAAGAAAGUUGUAGAUAUCUUGGUGGCUCACUGCUCAAAAUUGUGUAUACUUAGUUAUAUUAUCGGCAUUGUCUGGCUGUGUGCUUUGUCUGAUCGAGCAUUCAAUGGCCGGGUUUAUUUUUCUGAAAAUGCAUUGCUACCUGGACUGGUUGAAGCAGAAUACAAGAAUCACAGACUUGCUUCUGAGUUGUAUGGGAAGUUAUCAACACUGCCAGAAGGAGAUAUGAGUAAUGCUGCAUCACAGAUGAUCAUGAAUGCAAUGGAAAAUAUUGGCCUUCAGACUUAUCAACAGAACUUCACAGUCCACUUGCCGUUUCCUGGUGUUUCAGAGCUGCCAGAUGUGGCUGGCUUGAAUGUUUAUGGGAUUCUCAGGGCUCCCAGGAUAGCAGGCACUGAGGCAGUGGUCAUUAGUGUUCCUUACAACCAAGGCAAUAACAAAGGAGCUCUGGCAUUAAUGCUUUCAUUUGCAGACCAUUGUCGCAGUAAGUUUGAAAAGUGUUCCAAAUCAAAUCAUACAGGGCCAAAUAGGACAGGGCGUAUGCUAGCCAGGUCAGGAGUGAUCUUGUCCUCAAACUUAGUUACUCAAAAUGACAGGACUUGUCAACGGUUUUUUUUUUUUUUUUUCUUUACAGAUAUUUCUUCUGCUCCACUUGAAGGACAUUCUGGUUCUAUUCAAGCUGCAUUGAACUUGGAGUUUCCACACGAAAAAGUCAACUCCUUUGAGAUUGCUAUUGAAGGAAUAAAUGGACAACUGCCUAAUCUUGAUCUUGUUAAUACCGUGUUCAGGCUGUGCCAUAAGGAGCGUAUUCCAGCAACACUGCAUACAGAGGGAUACCAUGAACGCUUAGGAGCCUGGGCAGACUCUGUGCAAUCCCUUGUUACCAUGGUGAUGAUGAUGUGUUAUCAAGCCUCUGGUAGGGCUUCUGGAAAUCAUGGCUUAUUUCACAGAUAUCGCAUUGAAGCUCUCACAAUGAGAGGAGCUGGAGAGACGUGGGAGUAUGGACGUGGUUUUCUGGAAACUGGAAAGGUCAUUGAAGGUAUUUUCCGCAGCUUAAACAACCUCCUAGAACAGUUCCACCAGUCAUUUUUCUUCUACCUCCUCCCAGAGUCUCAUCGAUAUGUGUCUAUCGGUAUGUACAUGCCGCCCUUUGGCUGCCUUCUGCUAGGCCCUGCCAUCAUGGCCAUAGUUCUCUGGACAUUAGCAGGGUCUGCGCCAGAAAAUGGGUCAAAGGUUGACACCUCACAAGAGGAAGGGGCCCCAGAGGAAGAAUCAGGGGGAAAGAAAGUUGCGAAUAGCGAAGGUUAUGUUCGUCCUAGGGAAAAAGAAGUUCCUGAUCUGGAAGACAAGGUUGCUUUUUUACGAUAUCCUCCCGACAUUGGAAGCGUUGUGCCGAUUGUCAUGACAACGCACUUGGCUGGUGUGUUAGUGUUCUGUUCUCCAGAUCUUGGUUAUAAACUGGGACAAGUCACAGGAGCAGAUCCUUUGCUGUCUUCAUAUGCAGGAAUGGCUUGCUCCUUCCUUGUGUUAGUGCUUUUUCCAUUUAUCACCAGGAAUUCAAGUGACGCUGUCCCUGAUCACGUGACCCUGAGAAGCCAUUACAUGCUCAAGUGUGCAGCACUUAUACUCUUCUCGGUUCUCAUGGGAACAAUGGCUGCCAUGAACUUCUCUCUGGCGUUCUUUGUUGCCAUGUUCCAUGUGCCCGUGUACUUGUUUGUGAAACCUUCAUGUAGCAGGACUCGUCGUACCAUUCAAGCUCUUCUGUUGCUUUUGGUGUGGCCGCCCAUGAUUCUUUUCCUCCUGUCGCUAGCGUACAAUGCAAUAGUUUCAGGAAAUCAUGCUAACAUUGCUUCCAUACUUUCGUCGACUCUGGCAACUGUCCAGCAAUCCGUGACGUCAUCAAUCAGAGAAGCCCGGAUGUUAGGCACGUGGUCCUUUGCUAUGACGUGCCUUGGCUUUUUACCAAACUGGCUCAUGUUUUGGUGUUUAGCGUGGCGUUGAACGCUUGACCGGAACUUUGCAGUGCAUUUUCAGGUUUAAUUAGAAACACUUGUUUAUGUACUGAGCAACGGAACAACGAUGAGAAAACACUUUGUCAAUGAGCAACACUCUCUUCAGCUUUUAAAUGUGUACAUUUGUUCCCUAUUUUACCGCUUUGUUUUUCACACUGUCUUUCCGCGUAUAUUUUUCAUCUCGCGCCUUUGAAUUUUAGUUUUGAAAGGCUUUAGACUGUAAGCUGAUAGCCUACGAGUAGUCCCAUUUUCGCUAGUCCGUCGAGCGUUACCGUAAAUCGCGCGACCAUUUUUUUCGCGAUUUUCUUUUGCGUCACGCACGACGGUCUAAGCGAGAGAGGGUCUACUCGUAGUCGUAGGACGCUUAAAGCUAACGACUCGCGUUCUUAACCGGAGAUUGCUUUUACACAAGAUGAUUUGGAAUCCUGGUUACUCCUGGAGGUGAUUUUAAUUCCGCCGUCACACCAAGUGACAAAAUCGUAGACUACUCACUUGAAAAAAGAUUUUCCCUUCCAGAGACUACACCAAGUGACAGUUAUGACGUCACUCUAAAAGCUUCUUUCAUCAAUAUUUUUCCAAGAGGUAAACUAAUACGAAAAAAUUAACUUCCUUCUUCAAAUGGAAUUAAUAUUCGAAAAUGGCGGUCGGAGUUUCGAAACGUAAACAUUAAUUUAGGCAUAGCCUCUUUGUAAACCAAUACGGAUGCCAUAUUUCUCUGCCUGUUUAAUUCUCUGUUUUCCUUAGCUUAUGACGGUAAAUUUUUAUCGUCUGCGGUUAAUGGGAAUAGUUCUGUGUUUUUCAAUAGGAAGUUCAAAAUGUCCUCUGAAUAUCAGCUGACGCCAUUUUCAUGUAUUUACACUGAAGUUGUUCCAGCGUGAGGGUAUUAAUUGAAGCUGGGAAUGAUUUGGCUGUCAAAAUUUAGGAGAACUUGGCAGUUAAUUGUGCUAGGGAUUUUCGAGCUGGAGUGGGUUUCUCUCUAAAUAUAGUAAUUUAAUUUAAUUUUUAAUGCUCCGCAAUAACACGGAAUGACACCAAAAUAACACCGGAAUGAACCUGAAAUGACACUGGAACGUACCGGAAUAACAGGUAUACAGGAAUGAACAGAAAUGAACCGGAAUAGUACCGGAAUGACACCGAAAUGAUGCCUGGGGCGUAACCAGGAUUUUUCAAAAGGGGGGAGGGGGGUCACUGUGUCAAGACGAGGUUUCUCGCCAGAUUGUCAUGUCGUUUUCGCCGCCUGUUGUACUGUUUUCUUAAAAAAGGCUUACAAAAGGGCUUACAAAAAGGGGGUUGACGGGCACCCCAGGAUCCCCCCCUUAGCUACACCCCUGGAUACCGAGAGGAAUCGGAAAUAUUGGCGCAGGGUAUGAUAACGAAAAUAUUAGGAAAUGGUGAAAGAGCUAGAAAUUAAACGUUGUGACAGUCCUUCA